AUGGACGAAUCCAACCAUAGCCCAGGCUUUCAAGCCUUGAUUGAACGCUUGAAUGCUAGCCUAACUUUGAGGAACACUGUGGAACUCAAUAGCGUGCUGAACAGGGCACAACUCGAGCUUGGUGGAAACGCAUCUCUUUCGCGAGUUGUGGGAACUUCAGAAUUUUUGACAGAAAGUAAGGAGCUUUUGAUGCAAGAAGAGUUGCCUCAGCUGAACUACGAUUUGCUUAUAGAUGUUGUAGGCAAAAUGAUUUCUCUGGUCCCUUUUGACCAGUUAAUGGAACAGUAUUCUCCACAAGAUUUGAGACUUAGCAUCGAAAGUGGCGUUCCUGGACUUGUUAAACUCGCUUGCAGAGUUGUGCAGCGAUCUGAGCCUAAGGGGAUUUUUGCUGGAUUGGGAAUUUUGGAUUCAAUACUAUCUCUGUUCUUUGACCCCACAACGGAAACAGGAACCGUAACAGAAAUUGAAAAUGUAUUCAAGGCAUUGAGAAGUGAUAGUUUGGUCCGCAGGAGACUUUUGGGUCACAACGGUAAGUAUCUAAUUCGUGUCAAAAGUGAACUUAAUUCCAUUAUUUUGGCAAGAUUGGUGGAUCUGUUGGGUUUGAUGAUUCCUUUUGUCGAUUGCAGCGAAUUGAACCUGAAACUUUUCCUGUUUAGUGAACAGGAAAUCGUCAAGAGCAUCGAAUUAGACAUUUUCUGUUUUAUUGCCAUUACAAACUAUUACACGGAUCUGCUGUGCUUGUGUGGGCCACAGCUGCAAUACGACAAAGCCAGCGCGUGGCUUGUGACGCAUGCGCUGGAGGUCGUAAUACCGGCUUACGGGAAUUUGUACGCUAAUGCACAGAACGAUUCUGUUUUGCGUGUUUAUGCAAGACGCUACAUCUUUCGUCUUUUUGCACAAAUAUCAAUGCUGGAAGAUCAAGAACAUUUUAAGCAGCUAGACAACCAAUAUCUCAAACUUACUGAGUCCAAUCCUGAUUUUAUUGAAUUUCGAAAGUUCAUCAAUCCACUGUAUUUGAUAUCUGAAAAGAAAAGCCUUGUUCUUGACCAGCUUCGAGUUGAUCCGUCGCACUUGGCUGAACUGAGAAACCUCAUUUCCAAUGAGCACUCUUUCAAUGAAAUAAAAGAGCAACUGAUGCCAGAUCGAAUUUUAAGUUUGCCCUAUUACGAGCGUAUGGUCCUUUUAGAGAAAUUAACAAGCUAUGAAUAUUCUAUGUUAUUUCUCAUCAACAACCUAUCGAAAGUCAUGUCGGACCUCUUAGAUGACAAAGAUGGGAACAUAAGAGAAACCGAAACAGUAAUACUGAGAAGGCAAAUUUUCGAAAACUUACUAAACGUAAGUGACGAAACAUUGAAUGUUUGGAAAUCGCCAGUAUUGAACUCGUACCGGGCCAUUAUAUCGGGGGUCAGGAAUGAUGGCGGGGCUGCGCAGGUAGCAGACGUCUACUUAUGA
Messenger RNA from Lachancea lanzarotensis, 1452 nucleotides. It is a transcript of the gene HSM3, whose product is annotated as LALA0S10e04742g1_1. The record is from RefSeq and is a predicted model, not a curated record. The coding region runs from base 1 to 1452 and encodes 483 amino acids. NCBI's taxonomy places the organism in Eukaryota, Fungi, Ascomycota, Saccharomycetes, Saccharomycetales, Saccharomycetaceae. The transcript has a single exon.